This is a messenger RNA of Solanum verrucosum, 1446 nucleotides long. Its product is annotated as zinc-finger homeodomain protein 9-like. Lineage: Eukaryota; Viridiplantae; Streptophyta; Magnoliopsida; Solanales; Solanaceae. Gene Ontology annotation, biological process: regulation of DNA-templated transcription; regulation of developmental process. The transcript has a single exon. Gene Ontology annotation, molecular function: DNA-binding transcription factor activity; transcription cis-regulatory region binding. Bases 257 to 1303 code for a protein of 348 amino acids. The record is from RefSeq and is a predicted model, not a curated record. Gene Ontology annotation, cellular component: nucleus.
UCUUCAUCUUCAUCAACCCAAAACCAUAACCAUAAACCAAAACCUAAAAAACACCCUUCAUUUCUUUUUCAUCCUUUUGUCUUCUCACUUACUUAAGUCCCCCCCUUCUUUUUUUUCUUCCUUCUUAUUAACCUUUUUCCUAGGAAUAAAGAUGGUUCCUUUUUUUGUAUGAAAUCAUCUUGACCCUAAAUCUAAUCAUCUACUAACUCUUGACUAAAAAAAAAAGAUAAAAAAAAGAGUGUUAGAUGUUUCAGCCAUGGACUUAACCAACAACACAACCAUUACUACUACUACUACUACAACAGUGAAAACCCCAGAAGCUGAAAUUGAAACCCCAACUCAGAUCCAAAAACUGAAACCCUUUCCUUUUAGUAAUGGUGUUCUUAAAAGGAAGAGUUCCUUUCACCAUCAUCCUCAUCACCCUGUUGUGGUUAUUUACAGAGAGUGUCUCAAAAAUCAUGCUGCUAGUUUAGGGGGUCAUGCUGUUGAUGGGUGUGGAGAAUUUUUACCUUCUCCUACAGCUAACCCAUCUGACCCAACUUCACUAAAAUGUGCUGCUUGUGGGUGUCACCGUAAUUUUCACCGUCGUGAACCGGAAGAACCGGUUGUAAUCCCACCGCAACCUAUUUCCACCGCGGUGCUUGAGUAUCAACCUCACCAUCGUCACCAUCCUCCUCCUCCACCUCUGCAAGUUCCAUGUGGGGACCAUAGUAGUCCGAAUUCUCCAUCUCCACCGCCGAUUUCGUCGGCUUAUUACCCAGCUUCUGCACCUCAUAUGCUUUUGGCACUCAGUGCUGGGUUUUCUGGGGAGAAAAAUCAGAACCCGACAUCAGCUCCGUUAGCUAAUUCGAACGGGAGGAAGCGUUUCAGAACGAAAUUCACUACAGAUCAGAAGGUGAAAAUGCUGGAAUUCGCUGAAAGAGUUGGGUGGAAAAUGCAGAAGAGCGAUGAAGAUCUGGUGAGCAAUUUCUGUAACGAAAUUGGAGUUGAAAAAGGGGUUCUUAAAGUAUGGAUGCACAAUAACAAAAACACUUUCGGGAAGAAAUCAGAUCAACCCAACUCCGGCACCGGCGACGGUGACAACGACAACGAUAACGACGACAACCACCACCAGAAUGGUAACACUAACAGCGUUAAUGGUUUUUGUAUUGUUAGUAGAAAUAACAACACCGAUUCAGAAUUUCAACAACAUAUCCAGCAACAUCAGCAUGAAAAUAACAACAGUGACAACAAAAAAGGCAUAAUCCACCAUCUUCACACAAGUGAUAGUGUUGUUGCUACUAAUGGGUCUUCUUCAUCUUGAUCUAAUUAGAUAUGAAUGACCCAAAAAAAAUAUGCACAAAUAAAGUUUUAACUAGAAUUAGUGCAAGAAAGAGAAAAACUCCGAGGCUGAUUACUAUUAAUCACGUUUAUUUUUAUUUUUUUCUUCCAAUUAGAACUGUUUUA